UUCCUGUCGCCCAUGUGCAUCGGGGAGGUGGCGCAUGUCAGCGCCGAGAUCACCUACACCUCCAGGCACUCUGUGGAAGUCCAGGUCAACGUGAUGUCCGAAAACAUCCUCACAGGAACCAAAAAGCUGACCAAUAAGGCCACCCUGUGGUACGUGCCCCUGUCCCUGAAGAACGUGGACAAGGUCCUCGAAGUGCCUCCUGUCGUGUAUUCCCGGCAGGAGCAGGAAGAGGAGGGCCGGAAGCGGUACGAAGCUCAGAAACUGGAACGCAUGGAGACCAAGUGGAGGAACGGGGACAUCGUACAGCCCAUCUUGAACCCCGAGCCCAACACCGUGAGCUACAGCCAGUCAAGCCUGAUCCACCUGGUGGGGCCCUCGGACUGCACCCUGCAUGGCUUCGUGCAUGGAGGGGUCACCAUGAAGCUCAUGGAUGAGGUGGCCGGAAUCGUGGCUGCACGCCAUUGCAAGACCAACAUAGUCACAGCUUCUGUGGACGCCAUUAAUUUUCACAACAAGAUCCGUAAAGGUUGUGUCAUUACCAUCUCUGGCCGUAUGACCUUCACGAGCAACAAGUCCAUGGAGAUCGAGGUGCUGGUGGACGCCGACCCUGUGGUGGAUAACUCGCAGAAGCGCUACCGGGCCGCCAGCGCCUUCUUCACCUACGUGUCGCUGAGCCAGGAGGGAAAGCCCCUCCCUGUGCCGCAGCUGGUGUUUUAA
Molecule: messenger RNA, 717 nt
Organism: Fukomys damarensis (Damara mole-rat)
Lineage: Eukaryota; Metazoa; Chordata; Mammalia; Rodentia; Bathyergidae
Product: cytosolic acyl coenzyme A thioester hydrolase-like
Exons: 1
Biological process (GO): palmitic acid biosynthetic process; acyl-CoA metabolic process
Cellular component (GO): nucleoplasm; cytosol; extracellular exosome
Molecular function (GO): long-chain fatty acyl-CoA binding
Source: RefSeq, a predicted model, not a curated record